CCUCUAUGACGUCAGCAGCGGGCCCAGAUACCGGAGAGAGGGCUGUGUCGGGCCGCUGGGCCCGCGGGCUGCACUCAGGGUGCCGGCGGCGCGCACCGGCAGAGGGAGGGCCGAGGGCCUCGGCGGCUUCGGCGGCAACUUUGGCGUCCGUGAGGGGGCGGCCCGGGGUCAGGAUGCGGCGGAGCCCCCGCCCGGGCUCGGCCGCGUCCCCACACAAGAGCACUCCCAACUGUUACAGCGACAACAGCAACAGCUCAGUGAGCGUCACCUCGGGAGAAAGCAGCGGGCACCGGUCAGCUGGGCUGGGGCCCGGCGAGCCUGAGGGCAGAAGAGCCCGGGGCUCGAGCUGCGGUGAGCCUGCCUUGAGCGCAGGAGUGCCCGGAGGAACCGCACGGGCUGGAAGCUCUCGGCAGAAGCCGGCGCCCCGGAGCCACACCGGGCGGACCGCCUGUGGCGCGGCAACCGUGAGGGGCGGGGCCUCGGAACUGGCUGGCUCUCCCAUAGUCUCUGAGGAGCAGCUCGACCUUCUCUCGACCCUGGAUCUGAGGCAGGAGAUGCCUCCUCCGCGAGUGUCCAGGAGCUUCCUGAACCUACUCUUCCAGGUGCUGAGCGUGUUGUUAUCCCUGGUAGGAGACAUGCUGGUCAGCGUGUACAGAGAAGUCUGUUCCAUCCGCUUCCUGCUCACGGCUGUGUCACUACUGAGCCUCUUUCUGGCAGCACUCUGGUGGGGACUCCUGUACCUGAUCCCUCUUGCGGAGAAUGAACCUAAGGAGAUGCUGACUCUAAGUGAGUACCACGAGCGCGUGCGCUCCCAGGGGCAGCAGCUGCAGCAGCUCCAGGCUGAGCUGGAUAAACUCUACAAGGAGGUGUCUAGCGUUCGAGCAGCCAACAGCGAGAGAGUGGCCAAGCUCGUAUUCCAGAGGCUAAAUGAGGACUUUGUGCGGAAACCUGACUAUGCGCUGAGCUCUGUGGGAGCCUCCAUCGACCUAGAGAAGACAUCCCAUGACUACGGAGACGCGAACACUGCCUACUUCUGGAAUCGCUUCAGCUUCUGGAACUACGCGCGGCCGCCCACGGUUAUCCUGGAGCCAGAUGUGUUCCCUGGGAAUUGCUGGGCCUUUGAGGGCGACCAGGGCCAAGUGGUGAUCCGACUGCCCAGUCGUGUGCAACUGAGUGACAUCACCCUGCAGCAUCCACCGCCCAGCGUGGCCCACACCAGUGGAGCCAACAGUGCUCCCCGUGACUUCGCAGUCUAUGGCCUCCAGGUUGAUGAUGAGACUGAAGUGUUCUUGGGGAAAUUCACCUUUGAUGUGGAGAAAUCUGAGAUUCAGACUUUUCACCUACAGAAUGACCCCCCAGCUGCCUUUCCCAAGGUGAAGAUCCAGAUUCUAAGCAACUGGGGCCACCCCCGUUUCACCUGCUUGUAUCGAGUCCGAGCCCAUGGCAUGAGAACCUCAGAAGGGGCAGGGGAGAGUGCCACAGGAGGGCCUCAUUAAACAUGCUGAUGGUUGGA
Messenger RNA from Equus caballus (horse), 1513 nucleotides. RefSeq names its product sperm associated antigen 4 (gene SPAG4). The record is from RefSeq and is a predicted model, not a curated record. Gene Ontology annotation, molecular function: protein-membrane adaptor activity. NCBI's taxonomy places the organism in Eukaryota, Metazoa, Chordata, Mammalia, Perissodactyla, Equidae. Gene Ontology annotation, cellular component: meiotic nuclear membrane microtubule tethering complex; nuclear envelope.